GCCUCAUCCAAUUUCAGAGGAACCAGCAGUGACAUCAACUCAAGCUGAUAUCCCGAGGUAAAUAAAUUUAUUUAAAUUCUCCUGAUUAGAGAAUAUUUUAGAAUUAAAGAAAACAAACAAUGGCUGGAGAUUUGGCAGAUUCAAGUGCUGUUAGUGUUAUCCAAGAUACAAUGGCAAUUUUAACAGGUCUAAUCUCCUGUUGCUGCUUGGUCAUACAUGCAACAUCAAAAUAUCCGGGUAACAUAAAGCAGACAUACAGUACAAGCUAAUUGUUCUUUUUUGUUUUUACAACCUUUUUUGUUCAAUCCUUUACUGAGUUACCUGAUAAUCGAUAAAUUUGUAAUGUGCAACUCUUUGUCACAUCUUGCUUAGUUAAAAAUACUCCAACCAGGAAUAAUAUAUGAAUAUAUAGUUUCGUUUUGAUAAGAUUCGAAAUGAGCUAACCCUUUUUUAUGGUUGAUUUUACACACAUUGAAGCAAAAAUUGCGUUCCAAAUAAAUAUACCGACAUUCCAUGUCUUAUAAUUUGAAAAUGACUAAUUUAUUAUAACUUUUUAAAUCCUCAUGGAACUCCUACAUCCUGGGGAUAGCGAAGAGGCAUGCGGAAACCGUACCGGCUAAAUGCCAUGCAAACUACUUGGAUCCCUUUCAGGAAAAGUUGGAUUUUUGUUUGUCUGUGCGCUAAAUAGGAGACGCGCGGAUGAACCGAUCGUGCUUCCUUUGACAUUUGAUUUAGGGAGCAGCAGUCUUCCCCACAUCUGCCACCGAAGCGUUAGCAGUUCCCCUUCUAAGCCUAGUGUGUCGAGCACGAAUCGGAGAUGUGAUGGGCGUUAUCGCCCCCUGCCUGUGCAUCUGUGCAGUCACGUCCUCACCAAAUUCUGCAGUAGCUCUCCAAGAUAUAUUAAUUCCAACCAUUGAGGCUACUAUGGCAAGAAAUAAGCGAAGUUUGCUCAUUACUGCAGCCACGCCAAACUGGUGUUGUACCCCUCGUGGGACAAUCUUCCACGAUAUGCUGUGUUCCGCAGUAAGCGUCCCCAACACAGCUUCCUAUAGAAUUUCGAAGGGUAUUUGCAAGUCUACUACUGUCCACUCUAUUUCUAAGCCGUAAUGGUUCGCCUGAACCAUCUGCGUCCAUGGCGCAAGAGCCUGGGAAUGUGGACGACGGACAGAAAACGAAGAUAGUGGAAGACGGACGGAAAUCGAAGAGAGAUGACGACGAACGGAAAUCGAAGAGAGACGGACGGAAAAGGAAGAGAGAUGACGACGAACGGAAAUCGAAGAGAGACGGACGGAAAUCGAAGAGAGACAAUGACGAACGUAAAUCGAAGAGAGACAAGGACGGACGGAAAUCGAAGAGAGACAAGGAUGGACGUAAAUCGAAGAGAGAUAAGGAUGGACGGAAACGACGACGGUCAGACGACUCCAAAGAUCGUAAAGCUGGCUCUAAAUCGCGCAGGAGAAGCAAACGCGAACACGAAGAUUGUAAUGGCGACUGUAACUUAAGUAGACGAAGGUGUUAUAAGAGGAAACUUGAUGAAGCCAGGUGUGAAUACGAACGGAUGAAUAAGAAACUUAUUAAGAUGGAGAUGAAAAACAGCAGAAUCGAGAAAAUCAUUUUACUUUUCUCGAGGAUCGUGCAACCUGAACUGCAGUAAUGCACAGGUGGGGGAAUGGGAUCGUAAAGUAAAUCGAUCCAGGAAACGCGACAGAGCAAUCUAAGGAAUAAGAAUUUUGUCGCUGCAGUCGGACGCCGGACUGAAAAACUCUUUCCGUAUUAGAAUAAGACUCAUGCAUUUUAUACGAUGAUAUACUAACGUAAUAUUAAUUAAUUUUUAUAUAAUCGAUCUCACUUGUCUGAUAUUUAUAUAGUUGUAGAUGGUAUGAUAAAAUUGAAUUUGGCAGGGCCCACAUGAGAACCUACCACCUCUUAAGGUAUCUUUUUAAAGUAGAAUUUUUAAUGUAGACUGUAGAUGACGUAUUUUGCGAAUUAUUUUAUAUACAUUAUAUAACUUACUUAUACUCUGCAAGUUUUUUACACAAUCUUUUGAUACAUCUAAAAGUAGAACAAAUAGUGAUGCUUAACACGCUACGAAAUAUAUUUUUAUCCCCAAAUUAAAAAGGUCGCUGUGACAACACACCAACUAGAUAUGUACUCGUUAGACUAUCGUUUGUGACUUUAAAAUAUUUUAUACGAAUAAAAUAUCACAAUGAAGUGAAAGUACCGACUUUUUUAUAGGUCCAAUACUUAAAAACAUUUUUGGUUUUUUAAAAAACAACUAUGGGUUCGGCUACUUUUUAAGGUAGCUGUCGAAAUAACGGACAAUUAAAUUUAAAUAUUUUAUAGCUUUUUAGCAAUAUAUCUAUUUGAAUAUCAUAUUUAAUCUUAUACGUACUUUAAAGUAUUCUUAAUAUCUUAUAACCAUUUUAAUUACAUAUAUGAAAAGUGUCUUCUGUAGUAAUAAAUAAAGGACUUAGAAAU
Messenger RNA from Trichoplusia ni (cabbage looper), 2478 nucleotides. Its product is annotated as protein PXR1-like. The transcript is spliced from 7 exons. The record is from RefSeq and is a predicted model, not a curated record. Lineage: Eukaryota; Metazoa; Arthropoda; Insecta; Lepidoptera; Noctuidae. The coding region runs from base 1133 to 1654 and encodes 173 amino acids.